AUGGACCCCAGGACCGCUCAAACAUCCAAAGCUGAUGUUGGAUUACUCCUUGCAAAAGGCAAGCUCGUCGGCUGCUUAACUACUGGACAGUCCAAGAGGUCGACCCUCGAUGCCUCCGAUGUCAACAAUUUCCAUAAUCUGCUACAGCUCGCCUUGAACGACACUACCCGCUGCACCAAAGAGUGCGUAGCCUGGAUCGUAUGCCAUGUUGCCAAGUCCCGCCGCAGGGUUGCUGCUUUUGGAGACUAUCUCCUAAAGCUUUCUGAUUCUCUGCUACCACUGGACACCCACUCUGACUUGGAAAAAUCUGCCCUAUCCCGCGCUCAAAUUGCCUUUGGUCUGCUACAUCUGAUAGAUGCCAUCUUCUUGCGCAUUCGUGAGAAUCCAGGCCGACUACUUCGCAAGCCGCUUGAAACUUACUUGACUUUUGCCAAAGCUAUCGAACCAACCGUUGUCCAACUCGUUUCAACUGCAGCUGCCAGUCGCGGUGUCCAGGCUCUUCUUCUUCACCAAGAUCUGGCCUGUUUACUGCAUCACUGGAGUCAAGAGCGCUUGUUCACCAAGCGCAUACGUCUAGAACUCCGCAAUAUCGCACGAAAAGCCUAUAUCGAGUGGCUGGACUCGACAGCAAGGGCCUACCCAUCGCACUAUCAAAACCUGAUCACCAAGAUAUAUUCCAAAGAUGUUGAAGAUGACAUUCCGAAUACCCACGGACUACCAAGGGAUGCCUGGUUCGAUCUUCCCGUCGGAACCAUGAUUCAUGCAAUGAAGACAACGAAACCCGGCCAUCCUGUCAGAACAUCUCAAAUCAAACCGCUCGAUAUGCCUACUGGUUCGGUCGACCCUGACAUGAUGGAAACAGUUCUCGAUCACAUUGAGGAAUGCAAGGACAUCAAUGCGAUACCCAACAUAUCUACGACGGCAGACGAGGACGAUUUUGUCCUCAACGGUCUGGGUCUUCGGCUAACCAAAGAUCCAAUGAGCAGCGAAGACAGGCCCAAGUACAAAGUGGUCGAAGGAUACUAUGGUUUCAGCGUACCAUUCAUGAAAAUCUUCCAGAAUAUUGAGAAGAAUCCAUCCAAUGGACCAGAGCGUCCACAGAACUGGAUGCCUCCACCUCCGCCAGAAUUGGCUCAGCCUCCAGCUUUCCAUACAGGUUUUCCGCCAAACGUGCCACCGCCGAACAGAGAUGCACCACACAUCGCUGGGCCCAACUACAGACAGAACGACUAUGGUCGCGGGAACAAUACAGGGUGGCGAGGUGAUGAAAUGCAGGGAGGUAGGGGAGGAGGAAACUGGCGUGGACGGGGUCGAGGGUGGGAUCGCGGUAAUGGCUAUCGACCAUAUUAA
This is a messenger RNA of Aureobasidium musti, 1350 nucleotides long. Lineage: Eukaryota; Fungi; Ascomycota; Dothideomycetes; Dothideales; Saccotheciaceae. The record is from the annotation of a GenBank genome assembly.